Messenger RNA from Lytechinus pictus (painted urchin), 6102 nucleotides. Its product is annotated as estrogen-related receptor gamma-like. The record is from RefSeq and is a predicted model, not a curated record. Bases 250 to 1503 code for a protein of 417 amino acids. Gene Ontology annotation, molecular function: nuclear receptor activity; estrogen response element binding; zinc ion binding. Lineage: Eukaryota; Metazoa; Echinodermata; Echinoidea; Temnopleuroida; Toxopneustidae. Gene Ontology annotation, cellular component: chromatin; nucleus. The transcript has 9 exons. Gene Ontology annotation, biological process: regulation of transcription by RNA polymerase II.
AGUGAACACAGAGAAAACUAAAGAGGUAGGCCUAUUCAAUAUACUCUGCUUGCUUCUGUACAAAAGUUGCAUUUUGAUUGCUCUAACUUAUGGUAUUAGCUGGCAUGCUUCAACACGAGUCCGACCACUUAACUGUUAUACCUGUUUUUAUUCAGAUAGAGCUAUCUCAGCUCCAGGAUUGAUGAAGAAAACAUUUUCACCCUCUGCAACCUUUCUUGAUUGUGAUGUUCCGAAUGGAACGAUGUAGCCAUGGCUUCUUCAGACGAAGGUGACUCAUCCGCCCCGUCAACGCCAAACUAUGCCCAGCUAUCGGGAUAUUCGCCUCCCGCCAAUGUACCUAUGGUGAAGGCCGAGUACGAUGGGAGCCCCGGUUGCAGCAGCGACAGCGUCUGCUCUCCCGAGUCGAAUGGCGCCCUCAUCAACGGCAUCCAGAACACUCUCCUUGAUGAGGCUGCCAAGGGGGAUGGGGACCAAAGUGCUAACCCUAGGCUAUGUGCUGUAUGUUCAGACCUGGCAUCUGGGUAUCACUAUGGCAUAGCAUCAUGUGAGGCUUGUAAAGCCUUCUUCAAGAGAACAAUUCAAGGUAACCUGAAUUACCAGUGCCAUUCCACAAGAGCAUGUGAGGUGAAUAAGAAGAGGCGUAAAGCAUGCCCGGCAUGUCGCUUUCAAAAGUGCAUCAAUAUGGGCAUGAUGAUAGAUGGAGUUAGACCCGACAGAGUACGAGGAGGCAGGCAAAAGUAUAGGAGGAGGCCAGAAGAAACGGACUUUGCUCCUUCUUCUUCAGCGAGAAGAGCGAAACAUAAGAGAGCCGCUGAACUGACCAAGCACCUUCUGAAGAUAGAACCACCUGUCAGUACCCUCGGGCCGAUUGACCCUAGCCUCAAAGACAAGGAUCCAGCCUUCCAGGCCAUGAAGAUCAUCACAGACCUAGGGGACAGGGCACUGGUCAAUGUGGUCCAGUGGGCCAAACAAGUACCAGGUUUCACAGAACUCUCCCUAGGGGACAGAAGGAUUCUUCUUCAAGAUGGUUGGAUGGAGAUCCUUCUGUGGCAGGUCAUCUUCAGAUCAAUACCUCUCACAGACCCUGACAGAAUAGCUUUCACAAAGGGUCUGAGUAUGGAUGAGGAGCAGGCAGCAAGAAGUGGUCUUGGUUCAUUAGUGGCAAAGGCAUUACAUCUCACGAGAAAACUCAGGGACAUUGGCAUUGACAAGGAAGAAUAUGCAUUGCUAAAAUGUAUCAUACUUUGUAAUGUUGAGUUAUCAAGAGUGGAGGAGAACACCCAUCUGGGGGAACUUCAGAACAAUCUGUAUGAUGCCUUGCAUCAUCACAUCAUGAAGGACUACCCUGGAGACAGCCGCAGGGUCUGUCAUCUCCUCUCCACCCUCCCGACGCUUCGCCAGCUCUCCUCCGAAUCGGUGGACCAUGUCUCACGUAAUUCAGCGGAGAAGAGCAUCCCCAUUCAGCAGCUUUUCAGAGAGAUGCUGGAAUCAAAGUGUGAUUAAAAGACUAAGGGGAUUUGAAUUGCUUCAAAAGCCAAGCUCAAAAAGUAUGAUCCAAAGAAUCGUACAGCUCAAACUCUGUAGAGCUGUAGCAGUGGACUUGCCACAUAGUGAAACUAAUAUGUCUAGGACAUCAUUUUGUGAUUCAAACAUUAUUGAGCAAGUGCAGUGGUAACACACUUUAGGAUAAGUUACUGAUGGGCGAACGGACUCUUGAUUGCGAUUUUUAUACAUGAUAACAGCAUGAAAUUGCUUUUGCAGCAAAUCAAACAAUGUGCAAAGUCGGUUCAAGUUCGGCGUAGAUAUCGCUUCAAGAACAAGAGUGUGAUUUUUAUAAAGCAGUGGCAAUAUGAUUGCUUAUCAAGAUGGUAGUCCACCAUGAAACUACAGAGUCCUAUAAAUGAUGACACUUUGGUGGUGGACAGAAGAAACGCAAGGUUGUUUAUCAGCAGAGCAGAAACUGUGGCAGGAGUCUUGUUGAGUGAUGUCCAUAAGAGGCUAUCUGAAAGAAAGCUACAGAGGAAGUCAUUUGUGCAUAGACAGUCAUUGAAAGAUUACUACAACUAUAUGGCAUGGUUAUGAGUGGGAUCAGUUUAAAUGACAGCCUAAUUCAGGUUCUUGCCAAAUUUAGGACCUGGCCUACCAUUUUUGGCUUCCCUCCAGACCACUGCAAUGUAAGUGUAUAGGAGAUGCCAAGUUCUGUUCCCUUUGCAAGUCUGAGAGAAUAGAUAUAUUUUCUUUUGCGUGUUGGUGACAAAGAAUUACCAUUAUUAUUAUUCGUAGUAUUAUUAGUGUUAUUUUUAUUCUUAAAAAUGACAAUGUAUAUUCAGAAUUAUAGUUAUCAGUGCAAAUGCAGUAUGUGAAUGUGUGUGAUGGUUGAGGGGGAACUAAUGACUGUUUCUGAAGGGAAUGGUUUUCAGAAUAAGGAAACUCGACUGGGCAACAAGAGUUCUAGUUUAAGAAUGUCAUAUUUUCAACAUUUACUUGUACACAUAGCUGAUUAUUGAACAUGGGUAGAAAUAUAAGUCAAAUUAUACUAUAACACUAGGAUAUGUUACUGCCAUAGUAGGUUUUUUUUCCAGGUUCAGUAGUGGGGGAGGGGGUGAAUUAAAGCAAUAGGGUGUCCCGAGUAGACAUUUUCCUUUUUUGAGCAUUAUUGCUCCCUGUUUGUGUGAAAUAAAAGAUAUUUUAAUUUCUUGUCUAAAAUAUAAUUUUAUUAAUCAAAACAUGAGUUUAUAUAUUUGUAUAUUUGAAAAUGUUGCUAUGAAUAUAGUAAAAUGUUAUAUGCACAGAAUAAUAAGGGAUUUUGUUUUGUAUUAAAAGAAAUAAACAUAAUAAACACAGACAGUACUAUAGCCGUGAGAGAUGCACUUCAUGAGAUUCAAAAUUAGUAUGUAGUUCAGAUUACCUGAAAUUAAUUAGCUGGUUAUAUUUUAGAUCAUAAGAAGAAAGGGUCCAUUAUCAAAAUUAGGAUGUAUUCUCUUUUUGCUCCUUGUCUGGAAUUAAUAUCUGACACAUUGAUAUGUAUCUUGCCAAUUCAGAACCAGGUUAAAAAUAUUAAAAUAUGGAGUGAAGUAAUUCAUAUUUUGUUUAAUGAAAUAAAACUUUUGUUCAUUUUAUCAGGUAAAGCUAGUUUCCAGACUAUAUUAAUAGUGUUAUUUCUAGAAGUAAGAUGAUAUCAGAUAGCAGAAAUAAAGACAUUACAUGUAGUUUUUAGUGUAAAAACAUUUUUUUUCUUUGGCUGUUGAUUGUUUUGUAGCAUUGUUAAUCAAUGGACACCACACACUAGAGAAAAAUAGAUAAAUAAAUUGAAGUGUACUGUAGGUACUAAACAAACAAAAAAUAGAAAAUACUUGUCAAUUUCUGGAAGUGCCGACAUUCAAGGAGUAUGUAGCUAAUUUAGCAACAGGCAGGUUGUACAAAAUAAUGACAAAUGAACCAAAUGUGUAUAAGAAAAGGGAGAAGUAAAAUAAUAUUGUAUCAUAUAACAGUAACAAAGCCUGUGAUUGGUAAUGGACAGUGUCUGCCAAACUUCUGUUCAGCAUAAUUCUGUUGAUUUUUGUUUAAUUGUUAUAACACACACACAUAGUUUGGUGUGAUUAAAUUGCUUAAAACCUUGUAUGACCUUUGAAUCAUAUUGACAUAUGUUGAAUGAUUCCAACCAAAUCAGGAAAUCAACUUGCUCACAUCAUAUACACAUCAUAUUAAUAAUAUGUCAUUGCCUUUAUCAAGGCUUGAUAAACUAAUUUUCAAACCUUCCAAUAAUGACAUAUAAUAAAGUGUCUGCAUUUGAAAUUUUUGAAUUUGAUGGGUUUGUAAAUAAUGAAGAUUUCUAUUUUUAAACAUGUGCAUGUAUCUCAGUUUAAGCUAUGUAUUUAUGUACAUACCUGUCCAAUGCCUGUGAAGUAUUGUUACAUCCUUAUGAAUGAGGAAUAUUAAUUAUCAAAUUUUGAUAGAUUACUGUCAAAAGGGAUUUUUUUUUUGUUCCCAAAACUUUAAAAGCAAUUUUAUAUUCAGCUUUCAUUGGGAGUUUGAUACUGAUCUGGUGCUUAUCCAGUAACAGGUGUAGUCCAUGACCCAGGGUAGAACAGUGUCAUUCAAAACAAAUGCUAUAACACUGUAUAUAACAUUUACAUUACAUUACUGUAAUACACUGUACAGUGUAUGUACCUGCAUAUUGCCUCAUAUGGGAAAGAUAUUUCCCAUCCUCUAUGGCUGAGGUUAAGAACAUAUAUCGCCUGGACAGCAAGUUAGCUGACUUCACAGACGUAAAGUUAUUAUCAUUAUUUCCAGUUCUUUUCUCUAUUUUGUGAUUAGCAAAUUAUAAUCUGCUCUCUAUGACAUCUGAAGAAUUUAAAGAGCUACUUGGCUCUACUGUUAUCACUUUUACAGAUCUUUUUUUGACAAUUCUUGGGUCAGCAAAUUAGAAACUUUUGCCCAUGAUAACUGAAGAUAACUUGCCUUUAAUAAAGCAAUAUGUCCUGCUAUAUAGGUAAUGGUAUUACCCCCCCCCCCCCCUUCACCCUCCGCCCUCCCCACUUUUUGAAAAAAUCUUAUAUCCAAAUGGAAUGGACAGGGUUAUAUAUUUUGUAUAUGUUGAUUUGAAAAUCUAAUUUUCAAUAUUUUUUUUAAUGUAAUGUUAAAAACAAUAUAAUGUAAUGUCGGGAGCCAGCUCAGUGAGUUUGAGAGACUUCCCCUGAGCCAAGCUGGUCUGGGAUGAUUGCUAAAACAGCAAAGAUCAGAAACUGUUUUGUCUCAGAAAAAUGCCAAAUAAUAAACAAUAAGAUUGUAAGAACCAUUUACCUCCAAGCCUGAACUGAGCUCAGAUUUGUUACCAAAUAUCUAAUUUAACUAAUCCUUAACCUGGAUUUCAGCCACAUCAAACAAACGUAGUCUUAGUGGAAUCAUAUAUAAAUUGACUAAUCAGAUUGACUAUCAAAUAAUGAUCAUUUGCCUUUCAGAAUCGCUUACUGGCACUUCCUAUAUUAGAGCAGUUAUAAGGAGACAAUUUGUCUAUCUGUAUUCCCUUCUUGAGCCUAAUGAAGAAAAUGUAUGUUCAUACUUUUCAUUGGCGUGCUAUUAAUCUAAUUUUCACAAAUCAUGAUGUUGGGUAGUUUGAAGUUCAUUAUUGGUCACCAACCUACAUUUUCAGUAUGCAAGAAGUGCACAUUACAUAAUUAUAUUCAUGUGUAUAUCUUGAAUGUACAGAGGUGCCAGGUCUAAAAUAAUGAUUUAAACAAAUUAUUGCCAUAAUUUCAUAUUGGUUACCCUCUCAGCAAUGAGUUACUGAAAAUAUCCUAAGAAAGGUGAAUUUAAAAUUGUGUAGUUCUGUAUAAUAUGAAAUUAACCAAAUGAAAAUAAGGCAUACUCUAGGUCUAUAUGAAAUCAUGUUUGUGUAAAAGGAGGGGGUAACAUGUAUCAACAGAUAGAGUGCACAUAUACAAAUUACAUGUAGAUGCGAUAUAUACUGUUGUUCAUUUCAGUCAAACUUCUGUUAUCACAUUUGUCUCGUUUAUGUUUUUAUUAUAACAUUCUGAACUACUGUUGGCUAACUUAAGAAAAACUUAAUUGAUGGCAAGUUGGUUUUGACAUUAUUUUUGUCAAAUAAAAAAAUGUUGAAAAUGAGACAAGAAAAAGGGAAAUAUUUUGACUUACUACAUGAAAUAUAAAUUCUAUUUUUUAUUAUUAUCAGAGAGAUGUGUUUUCAAUUAUGCUUUCUGUAUAAGCAUGUACUGAAAAUCAUUUCAUUUUAAUGGAUGUAUAUGUAUAGAAAUUUUCUGAUAUUUCUCAAUUUAUAAUGGGUAUUGUACAUAGAUAUCUGUUUACUAUUUUUUCAAUUUGCUUGAAAUGUAUCAUUUAUUAUUUUCUGAUUAUGCUGUUGAGCAUGAAAAAUCAGAUAUUGUGAUAAUAAUGGCUCAUUAUGGGGAUAAUGUUCUUAUUUCCAGUAAAAUGUCAAUUUAAGGGUUUGAAGAAGGAAAAAGGAAAUAAUUCUUUCUUCAUUCACUUCUUGUAAAUUUCAUUAUGAUGUGAUGAAUUUCUGUAUGUAAAUUGAUGUUCAACUUCGAAAUUGUAUAUUAAAUAAUUUUUCAUGCAAAUUUAUAA